Bradysia coprophila is the source of this 775-nucleotide messenger RNA. RefSeq lists its product as uncharacterized. NCBI's taxonomy places the organism in Eukaryota, Metazoa, Arthropoda, Insecta, Diptera, Sciaridae. The record is from RefSeq and is a predicted model, not a curated record.
GAGACGGUUGCAAAGCUUUUUUGUCGUCAGUUACUUUUAACCUAACGAACGAUUCACUUUGUUGAAAAUCUUACACUACAUUAAUCGGAUUCAAAUACGAAAUGAAAAACUUUAUCUUAUUUUGCUGCAUUGUUGCUACGGCUGUAGCGUUUCCUGCUCCGCAAGGUCUUCCAACACCGGUCCUACAAUCUAACGUGAGAAACGUCAUUGAUGUACCUAUCGUGUGUCCACCGAAUCAAAAACCAGAUCAUAAUGGACGUUGUAGAGAAGUGUGGCGAAUUGCUAGACUGACUAAAUACAUUGUUUGCCCGAAUGGACAGAUCCCCAAUCUGCGUGGAUUGCGUUGUGACCCUAUCGACACUGAUGCGAACGAUAAAAACGUCAUAGAUGUACCUGUUGUUUGUCCCGUCGGUCAAAAGCCUGAUCAAAACGGUAAAUGCAGAGAAGUAUGGACUUUGAGUGACGUGGACGAUAGAAAUGUUAUUGAUGUGCCUGUGGUUUGCCCGGUCGGUCAAAAGCCUGAUCAAAAUGGAAAAUGCAGAGAUGUAUACACCGCACGUUCUGGGGUGGAUACACAAAAUGUGAUUGACGUACCCGUCGUCUGUCCACCAAAUCAAAAACCCGAUCAAAACGGAAAAUGCAGAGAACAAUGGAAUAUUUUUGGAAUUGAAGUAGUACCGGGAUUAGAAAUUGAUUAAAUCAUAGGGAAAAAAUGUCUUGCCGAAUGAUUGUUGUUGCUUUGUAAUUAUUCUUUACUUUUAAGUACUUUAAGUAC